GAAUAAGUUUUUAGAAUGAAUUUGUUGCAAUCAAGUUAUUAGGCGUUUUCAAUAGUGAAUAAGUUGAGAAAUAUCAAGUCGUUUCUGAUAGUGAAUAAUUGUAAAUUGUUUAUGAGUAGAGUUACUGUAGCAAAAACAAUUUUUGUUAACAAGUUGUUAGUUUUGGAAAAUAACUUGAUAAAAUGCCAGAACUUAUUAACUUGUGUGAACGAUAUGGUAAAAAUGCCUACGUUUUUUUUUGCUUUUUGUUUUUUGAAAUGCCCCCUAACUCUUUAUUAUCAAAAAGUAUAUUGAUUCCGUAAACCAUAUACAAUUUUCACCAAUCACAUAGAGGAUAAUGUUUAUCAUUUUCGAAGAAGAGCGAAAAAAAUUAAAAUAAGGACGAAAAAAUAAGCCAUUUGUCUUAUUAGGCCUAACGGUUAAUAAUUCACAAUCCCUGGCUUGCUAAAAUAAUGACACGUGUUGGAGCUCAAGGCAUGCAAGAUGACCAAAACACCCCUCCAGCCGGAAAAAUUUCCUUUUCACUCCCAACCCUAUCCUCAAUUCGUUCCCAACGUACACCACACAAACCCACAAAUUCGUUCCUUACCGACAGUCCACAAUCCCUCCUAUCCCUGCCACCUUUUUGACUUUCUUUUCGCUUAACUGUUGGGGGGAAUCUAAUCUGGAAGGAGAUCACAUUACCCAAUUCUAGUCUAGAUCUGCAACCAUUAAUCAACCAUAAGACUCCCUUCUACCUCAUCAAUCCGCUGCGAGCUAGAGAGAGAGAGAUGGGUGAUAUUGCUGUUGAUAUUUUUUUGGAGACCUUGGAACAGCUUAUAACGAACUCCAAGCUCCUUUUAAUUCAACUUCAAUCUAUUGAGAUGGAGAUAAAGUACCUGAGAGAGUUCCUCAAAGCUACGGAGAAGAAACGCAACGAGCAUAUAGAAGUGAUGAAUCUGGUGAGGCAGAUCAGAGAGGUGGUACUUGAAUCAGAGAACACCGUAGAAUUGUUUGUAAGUCGUGCUUACAAGCAGGAUGAUCUUUCCCUGGACCUCGAAAGUGUCAAAAAGGAGAUCAAGACACUUACAGCGAAGGUGAAGCAGAUGUACGAUGAAAAUAUGUAUGACAUUAACGGAACAACUGUCAAAAAACUCAAGCAUUCUUGUACCGGAUCAAGUGGAUCAGGAGGGAGAAACACAUCCAAAGUAGUAGAAGAGAAGACGCUGGUCGGUUUCAAGGAUGAGAUAGAGACAUUAAUGGGAAAGCUUCAUGAUAGUGGAGAAGGUGGACGGCUGGAGAUUAUAUCAAUCAUCGGCGUUGGUGGAGGCGGCAAAACCACGUUGGCCAGAAAAGUGUAUGAUCAUCCUUGGACGUCGCAGAAGUUUGAAAUUCGUGCAUGGGCUGAUGUUUCUCAAGACUAUCACAAGACCAUGAAGAGUAAUUUGUUGAUUAGUAUGCUGGAAUCAGCUUUCCCAGGAAAAUAUAAAGAUUACGGGGAGAGUGGUGAGUAUAAGUUGGGAGAAAUGGUAUAUAAAUGCUUGCGGGGUAAUAAAUAUCUCAUUGUCAUGGAUGACAUAUGGGACAUUGAGGCUUGGAAUGAUAUCCAAAGAUCAUUCCCUAAGGAAUGCAAGGGGAGUAAAGUGUUGUUAACUAGUCGAUUACCUGUUCAACCGGCUAGCGUCCCCUGUGUCUCUCAUUGUUUGAAUCCCUUAUCAUUAAGUUGCAGUUGGGAGUUAUUACAAAAGAAGGUAUUUGGGAAGAAACAAUGCCCACCGAAGUUGGUGGAUAUCGGUAACCAAAUCGCAGAAAAAUGUAAAGGACUACCACUCGCAGUUGUUGCAAUAGCUGGCAUUCUGGCAAUGGAAGACAAGACACUCGACGUGUGGGAUAAAGUUGCCAAAAAUUUAUGUUCAAUCAUUGCCAAAAACCAAGAGGGUUGCAUGGAGAUACUAGAACUUAGUUACAAUCACCUGCCUCUUCAUUUAAAAGCAUGUUUUCUUUACAUUGGAGGACACCCCGAAGAUUCUGAAAUCUUUGUACGCGAGUUGAUAUGGUUAUGGAUUGCAGAGGGAUUUAUUCAGCAAAUUGAUGGGGGGAAAAGCUUGGAGGCCAUAGCACAAGAUUACUUGAUCGGUCUUAUUGAUAGAAAUCUCGUAAUGGUAGCUGCGAAAAGUAAAUCCCACGGAGGAGUUAAAGCAUGCCGUAUCCAUGAUCUUCUGCGUGAAUUAUGCUUGAAAAAAGCAGAAGAGGAUAAUUUUCUUGUGCAAAAUUACGGGGACGAUUCUUUUUCAUCUUCUAUUACAAAUAAGCAUCGUCGCCUCUUCAUUGGCCGUCACUUCUUUCAUAAGCUUCCCCCAAGGCCUUGUGCUAGAAACCUUCGAUCUUUUUUGUUCCUCUCCUUGCCAAACUCUUCCCAUUCAAGGCUUGAACUAUCAUAUCUAUUCAAACCCGGGCCACUUUCAAUGCCAAUGAAACUGUCAUUUUUUAUUGAAAACUUCAAACUUCUCAGGGUGUUGCAUUUAAUCUCCGCUAAAAACAUUGGAGAUAUAAGAUAUGGAACGGUGUUGCAGUUAAUCUCUGAUACAAGCCGAGGAGAAAUAGGAAUAGGAGAUCUGGUUCAUUUGAGAUACUUAGCACUUAGGUUAUCAAGAGUACAACCUGUCCAUGCAGAGAAUUGUUUUCCCUACCUCUCGAACCUAGAAACCCUUAACCUCCAUGUUUCAUUCCCGGACAAGAUUCCGUUGCCUCGCGAUAUAGUUAAGAUGGUUAAGUUGAGGCAUCUAUAUACUAAAAAGGGGAAAUUCGAAUAUCAUCAUGUUUCUAAUUAUGAUGAAGAGGAGGGGAAUAUGUUAGAGAGCUUACAGACCUUGCACCAAAUGUGUAUUUGUAAGCAUUGCCUACGUUUUUUGGAAAGGAUUCCCAAUCUAAGGAAGCUAGGACUUUAUGCAGAUCGAGAUCAUUAUAUUCUCGCCGACCUAGAAUUCUUAAAAUGCCUUGAGAUACUCUGUGUUCACUCCAGAAGCAUUAAUGGGCUGAAGCUUCCUCCUACUCUUACGCGGCUAACUUUGAAAUAUACGAGAUUGAAGUGGGGGGAGCUGUCAAUAAUCCUUCAAACCCUGCCGAGCCUUGAGGUUCUCAAAUUAUACAAUGCCUGUGUGGGACCAAUUUGGAACAUAAGUGAACUUGAGGAGGAGUUCUCUCAACUCAAGUACUUGAGGCUUGAAUAUCUGGAUAUCGUGGAGUGGAGUGCUUUCGAAUAUCAAUUUCCGGGACUUGAGGUCUUAGUGAUCCAAGAUUGCAGAAAACUGGAGCGGAUCCUGAUUGACUUUGCUAAUCUAAACGAACUCCGCGAAAUUAGGAUUCAGCAUUCCAGUCGAUAUGCAGAGGAAUCAGCCAGGGAGAUUCAGGAAAAGCAAAGAAAUAGAAGAGGAGAUGAUGAUUUCCUAAAUAUUACGUUCUGGGGUAACUGCUGAGGUGCUCCUUAUUAAGUACAGUAACCAUCAGGGUGGUAGCCCAGUUGGCACGGGUGAUGGGGCUUAAGUGCCUCUCCCUCCACGUGCACUCGGGUUCGAGCCCUUCCAGUUGCAAAAAAAUUAUAUGAGCUGGAGGGACGCGUGGAAGGCCCUGUGCCAGCUGUGCACCUAAGUGGUGCUGUGGUGACGAUCUGUCCUCACGGACGGUAGCUUUGGCUCAAACCGGACAUUUCACAGCGGGUCGGGAGCCCCUAUGGUCACGCCCAAGGGGAGUUGCUACGCCGGUCGCCCUCUCCUACCCUUUUUGAUUAUCAAAAAAAAAAAAAAAAAAAAGUACAGUAAGUUUUUUUUUUCCUCUUACUGAUUAGGGCUAAAUUAAAUUAUCAUCAUUGGGGUCAGGGGCGAUGAUGAGUCUGGAUCAGAAAGUGGGGGCGUUGGGACGUGGAGGGGAUUUUCAUUUGGUUUUCCAAUUACUGGGUUACUAUUAACGGAGGUUCUAGAUUUGGGUCUAUGAAAUCCCUUUUGUGUUUGUACGGAUAUCUUCUUCUUCUUCUUCUUUUUUAAAGUUGUGUAUAACAAGUCUAAAAGGACAGGAAUGCAAGUAAUCUCUAUUACCAUCUA
Molecule: messenger RNA, 4076 nt
Organism: Rhododendron vialii
Lineage: Eukaryota; Viridiplantae; Streptophyta; Magnoliopsida; Ericales; Ericaceae
Product: putative late blight resistance protein homolog R1B-16
Exons: 3
Coding region: 771-3455 (894 amino acids)
Biological process (GO): defense response to other organism
Molecular function (GO): ADP binding
Source: RefSeq, a predicted model, not a curated record